Molecule: messenger RNA, 6883 nt
Organism: Xenopus laevis (African clawed frog)
Lineage: Eukaryota; Metazoa; Chordata; Amphibia; Anura; Pipidae
Gene: tp53bp1.L
Product: tumor protein p53 binding protein 1 L homeolog
Exons: 28
Coding region: 154-6699 (2181 amino acids)
Biological process (GO): positive regulation of transcription by RNA polymerase II; double-strand break repair via nonhomologous end joining; regulation of DNA-templated transcription
Cellular component (GO): nucleus; nuclear body; site of double-strand break
Molecular function (GO): histone H4K20me2 reader activity; histone binding
Source: RefSeq, a predicted model, not a curated record
UUUCCUUUAGUGCUGACCAGUCAUGAGGUGGAGGUGUGGUGGUUAUUUGCAAUGGCCCAAUAGGGAUAAGCUUUGCUGUCUUGAUUCCCGGGCAGGAUGCAGAGUGUGCUGGCUGCCUGAGUUCUGCAGCAGCUUACUCCUCUCAGUUAGCAGAUGGACCCUUCAAGAAUUCAGCUGGAUCCAGACUUUUCACAACAGGAUACACCUUGCCUUAUAGUGGAGGACUCUCAACCUGAAAGUGUAGUGGCAGAAGAUGAUUUGGACCGUGCACGCUUUGGAUUGCCAGCACACCAUCUACCAGACCUGCAAGCUCCAGUUGAAAGCCCUGUUUUGGAGUUGGUACCCGGCUGUCAGAGCAUUAAACAUGCGGCUGCAGAUAAAGAAAGUCUCAACAUCUGUGAGAGCCUGAAUGAAAACAAUCUAGAAACGUCUUGCAGGCCAGAUGAUGAUGGUGCUCUCAGCCAAGUAAUUGAACGAGUUACUUGCUCCAGUAACAUAAAAAGUCGGUUACGGUGUGAAGAUGACCAUGACCAAGAAGAAGAUGCAAAAUGCACUAAACAAUCGCUUCAGCCUGAAGACUGUGGCACUUCCCAGUUGGGAUUUGGUGCCUUGGAGCUAUCUCAAAGCCAGGAUUUGGAAGGAUGUAGUUCAUAUAACGAGGCUGCAACGGGAUUGCAAUUACAGAUCACACACCUUAAACCUCAGACAACUGAAUGUAAUCAAGAAGGUACUGAUUGCUGUGACAGUGGUGAAGUAUUAAAAGAUAAACCUGCAGAGAAUAAUUUGGAGAAAGACCCUGAAAGAAAGCAGGAGGAGGUAGUGGCAGAUAAAACAUUACCAGACUCCUCUGGAGAAAAAAUAUGUCUCGUUGAAAACUUGGAUAUAGAGAUGGAUCUCCAGAAAGAAUCUCCUGUCAAACAUGAUGAUGAAUGCAAAGAAAGAUCAGGUCUGCAAUCCAAGGAGCAAGACAUGGAGGUUUCUGACAUUCCCUCCACUCAAGAAGAUCUGUUCGGGCAACAAGAGGUUACAGAUUUACAGACCCAUCCUCUUGCAUGCAAAGUGGUAUCUAUACCUGCAGACAGUUUACGUCUACUCCAUCUUUCUGAGCAGGCCAGUCUUCUGCCAGCGAAUACCUCCAAAAUUUUCUCAGACGCUGUUUCUCCUUCCCAAGAUGCUGUCCAACCUACCCCUAUUAUCAUACCUAGCUCCCCCACAGAGCAGGAGGCAGACAAAGCCGAGGUGAUGGAAACUACCCCAACAAAAUAUGACCUGAAAAGCAAGUUGCAAGAAGAACCUAAUGAACCUAAGGAUUGUUCUUUCCUGACAGUGCCUCAAGUCUCUACACCAUUGUGCCAAAGUGUCCCUGCAUUUGUGCCAAGUUCCCUUGUUGUACCUUCUCAGCCAGAACUUUCUCAUGAUAAUUUCAUGAUAACCCCAAGUCUUGAAACAAAUCCACCCAGAGACAAAACUAAAACCCUAGUGUUUCCAGAUGAUUAUAAACCAAUGGCACCAGAAUUGACACAGGAAGUCACUGAGCUGGACUCAAGGAUUUCCCAGUCAAUGACAGGAGAUAUAUGCAACCUGGAGUUAUCUACUAGUGAACCUAGUGAAGUCACCGAUUCAGAUUGUAAAAAAGACGCAGAAGAUGAACAUGGAGCCACACAAAUUGAAGAUGAUGUGGGUGAUGUAUGUCAGCUCUUCAAAAAUUCAAAGCAAUCUGUAGCAGUUAUAAACAUUGAUCUAAAGGAAGAAAAUCCCACCGUUUCUAAGGAGUCCAUUUCUGCGGUCAUUGAAGAAACAUCCAUUAUUAAUAAAGAAAGCACAACUGUUACCUCUGCAGCUGUUGAGACAAAAAUAGGAAAUGAUGGGCCUGAAUGUAUUGAUCUCACAUAUGAUUCUGGAAGCCAGGUUGUUCUUGUUGCAUCCUUAAAUUCUUAUUCAUCGCUGAGUAUUUUAGAUCAAAAUGUAAUGGAAGUAAAACUAAAUGUAACUGCUGAAAGUCAACCUGAUGAUGCAUCAAUAGAAGAGGUCCCUAAAACUUCCUGUGAUAACAGAGUGACAGAAGAUCAGACAAUGGAUGAGGGGACUAACUUAAAUCUUGCUCUGUCUGAGACACAAACUCAACAUUUAAAUGUUUUAGAUGUAGACCAAUCUGAGCCUGAGGAAGAGCCAAUGGAAGUGGAGUCAAGCUCAGGGUCUUCUGAAGUUAGUAACCACAAAAUUAUUAAUGUAAGUCAAUCUGUGCCCAUAUUCUCCAGUUGUGCUCCACAGUCUGGCAAAUCUGAUUGUAACACAUUUGAUCUAGAUAAGCAGAUAGAGACUGAUCAUUCGAAAGUUGCUUUGGAGAAGGCAAAGAGACAGGAAGACCAAACAGGAUUAGGGGAGCAGUUUGAUAAGAAGAGUAACACUGAAAAACUCAAAUUAAAUAUGGAAGAUAAAUCUGACUACAGCAAGCCAGUUAUUAUUUUUGCACCUUUGCAGACUUCAUUAGGUGAAGGAAAUGUACCUCUGGAAAAGGAAAUCCACAUUUCCAUAGGAGAAAAGGAAGAUGCAGUGCCCUUUAUAUCAAAUGUUUGCCAGUCUGUGGCACAGGGGCAGCUGGAUGCACCUGAUAUAAAUUUGGUGAAAAACGACAGCAAAAUCCUUCCAGUGCCUCUUGAAAAUAAUGAAUAUACUCCUUCAGGAACGCAAAAGGAAAAAAUAAUUCCUAUUGCACUUGAGGGCAAGGCAGAUUUUACUGUGUUUCCUGUGGAGAAUAAACCAAAACAGAAGUCUCAAGACAAAUGUAAUGAAGGUUCUAUGGAACAAUUAGGGAAUGGAUCACAAGCUCUGCCAUCAUUAGAAAUUCCAGAAUGUAGUGCACAACUGAAAGAAAAUAGUAAUGUGUUGAAUGCCUUUCAAUUAAAUGAGCAGCAAAAAGUAAAAGUGGUAGAAGAAUCAGAAAAUGUGCCAAGUAUGAUUGAUGAUAUUGAGCAGCAGCCACCAACUGUUACAAUGCUGGCUAAUGAUAUGCCUCCGUUGGAAGAAAGAAAACAGGAGUGCACAGAGAAAACUGUAUCUGUAGCUAAACAUUUAGAUCAUACAAAUAGGCCAAUACUUAAAGGGAACAAAAAUGAAGAGCCAGAAAUUUUAAAGACAUGCAAGCCACAAUUUACAGAAGAGAUAAAUUAUUCACAGCCAAGCCAUGGUAAAAAUGUUGACCCCAUAACAUACAAAUCAGAAAAGCAACCAAUAUCCCAACAGAUGGCAGAUGAUGUUGCUCAGCAUGUUCAAACAUCAACCAGAGCCGUUGUCAAUAUUUCAGUGGAUAACAGUAAAGAAGAGGCACGUGAAGCAGACUCAACAUUGCAGGAAAAGACAGUGGAACAGUCUAUACGUAGCCUGUGUGACAGCUCCAGCGAAACACCAUUUCAUUUUACAUUGCCAAAGGAAGGAGACCUGAUUCAGCCUAUAAGUACAAUAACCCCACCAAUGGUCGCCCAGCUAAAACGAGGCCCCCGGAGACAUAGCACGCCUAUUGUAGUUGGAGGCUGUCCUGACAGCACCCUGGCAACCAGUGAUGUCACUGCUGAAAGAACUAUGGCUACCAGCGAUAUAACUGAAGACGGUGCAAUGGUCACAGCAGAUGUCUCAGAAGAGAGGGAAAGGGCAAAUUCUCACUCUGCUUCCAAUGCUAAUGGGAAACUCUGUCUGAGAAUGAAACUGAUCACUCCUGUUAAUGAGGAGAGUGAAGGGGCUCCCCAGUUUAACUUGGAAAAACCAGAUGCAGCCAAGAGGCCAAAAGAGGCAGCUGACGUUGCCGGGAAUGUUGCCAGUGCACAGGACUCCACCUCUGUAUUUGUGCGGGUAUGUGAGGCCCAUUAUGAGGAAGAAGCCAGGAGUCCAGUUUGUCCUACUACCAGUCUGAGGGGAAAAUCAUUCCAAAAUACAGAAGUUGAUGAGAUGUCUGUGGAUCUUAAUACAGUUUUGCAAAAUGUUGAGGAGCAUGAUAUCAAUUCAAAAGCAACCCAAAACUUACCAGAGGGGCCCAUUCAAGCGUAUUCCAGUAGCCUUGAGGAAGAUGCUAUGGAGCUAGAAACUUUCCAAGAGGAAAACCUAUAUCGUGUACAGCCUGAACGAGGGAAGAAGAGUCAACUGAAGCAAAGUGAGACAACCUCAACUCAGAAUGAAUAUGGGGACGAGCAUAUGACUCCUAGGCAUAGGCACAAAGAAGUACAAACAGCCAGUGUACUGGAGCCUAGGACAUUGGUGGUAUCCUCUGCUACACAGACAGAAAUUGGCCAAAGGACAGUUACUAGUAAUGGGCAAAAGAAUGUGAAGCAGGAUUCUUCCAGGGCAACAAAGAAGGACCAUGGAAAAUCUGAAAGUGUAACAAAAUCAGUGCAAGGAGAUGACACAGAUUCAGUACACAGUCAGGGAGAGGAGGACUUUAAUAUACAGCACCCUCCACCUGGACGCCACCUCCACCGCCAUAUACGCACGAUCAGUGAAGUUCGUACUGUGGUUACACGAGUGAUUACUGAUGUGUAUUAUGUGAAUGGCACAGAAGUGGAGCGUAAAGUUGUAGAGGAAGCUGAAGAUCCAAUCAUAGAAUGUCACGAAUAUGAAAAUGACGUUUCCUCUUCAAGAACAGCUGGGUCCUCUCUGACUUCUGGAGACCUUGCAGAUAUUAGUUCAUUUUCCUCCAAAGCUUCAAGCCUUCAGCGUACAUCUAGUGGGGCGAGCAGUGGGCUUUCUGCCGCUCAGAGCAUUAGUGGCAGCAGCACAGAAAAAGGGAAGGUGUCUGCGACCCAAAGAGGAAAAAGUGGCCUUUUGGAGUCAGGAGAGUUUGCUGUUCCAAGUGGCCGGGGGACUUUAGGAAAACUUAGUCCUAGGAAAUUGGCCAGCCAGCCAUGUUCUCCUCAUCGCUCAGGAGGACAAAUUGGGGUUCAAGGGAGUGAAGAUGAUGCAGAUAUAUCACUUGGUAACAGAUCAAAAGCAGCUCUUACACCCCGUGGAAGAGGGAGGAGAGGGCGGCCUCCAUCACGAGCAGCUGGGACAAGAGACAAUACUGCAACUUCAAAUGCAAAUAUGGAGGAUCCUGCUGAUGGAAUUUCUGAUGAGGAACGAUUUACACGCCUUAAUAUUUAUCAUCCAGGAGCUGACAGAUCUGAGCCAGGAACACCCACAGUUCGUAGAAGUGACUCUCCUGAAAUCCCUGUUCGGGCAGCUGCGACGAAUGUGAGUUCAGAUUCCUCGGGCAGCAGUUUUGUGGGACUCAGAGUUGUGGCCAAGUGGUCCUCCAAUGGCUAUUUCUAUUCUGGCAAAAUUACUCAAGAUGCUGGUGGAGGAAAAUAUAAACUGUUGUUUGAUGAUGGAUAUGAGUGUGAAGUGCUGGGAAAAGACAUUUUACUCUGUGACCCUAUCCCUAUGGACACAGAGGUAACAGCCCUCUCUGAAGAUGAAUACUUUAGCGCAGGAGUUGUAAAAGCACAUAAGAAAGAUUCCGAAGAACUUUAUUACUGCGUUGAGAAAGAUGGCCAAAGGAAGUGGUAUAAAAGAAUGGCAGUUAUAUUAUCACUGGAGCAAGGAAACAGACUUAGAGAGCAGUAUGGUCUUGGCCCAUAUGAACCUUCAACACCUCUAACUAAAGCAUCAGACAUUAGUCUUGAUAAUCUUGUGGAGGGCAAGCGGAAACGGAGGGGUAACUUAAUUGUCACAGGCACCCCCACUACAUCCAGUUCGUCUAGCACAAGCACGCCUACAAGAAAGGUAGCGGAGAACCUUCGUACUUCCUUGGGUCCCCUGUCUGGAAAGAGGAAACUCAUCAGCUCAGAUGAGGAUAAAUCUCCAGCAAAACGUAUCCGCAAAUCUGGUGCUGCUAAAGGAGGUGACUUUAUGAGUCCCAAUGAAAGUGGAGAUAAUGCCGGGGACCAAGUGAUGGUAGAAGAGAUUCACGGCCCUUUACCCCAGAGCAAAAGUCUCUUUAUUGGUUAUGCCUUUCUGAUAACAUGUGCAACAUCAAGUGACAAGCAAAACAAUCGCCAAAAAUCGCAAGAAUUCCCCUGUAUAAGCAGCGAGGAAGAGGAAGAAUAUAUAGAGAGCAUGCCCUAUGACAGGAGCUACACAGAGAAGCAGCUGCAGGCAGGAGGCGGGUACAUUUUGGAGGAUUUCAAUGAUGCGCAGUGUAAAGCGGCCUACCAGUGUAUCCUGAUUGCUGACCAGCACUGCCGAACUCGCAAGUAUUUCCUGUGCCUCGCAAGUGGAAUUCCUUGUGUCUCUCACAUGUGGGUCCAUGACAGUUGCCAUGCUAACGAACUUCAAAGUUUCCGAAACUAUCUCCUCCCUGCUGGAUACAGCCUUGAGGAGGAGAAAAUUUUAGAAUGGCAUGACUCCCAACAUCCUUUCCAAGAUUUGAGGUUUGUUGUGGUGUCUGACCAAAAAGAGAACUUUCUGGAAAUGUGGACAGAGAUUCUAAUGAUUGGAGGAGCAGCAUCAGCCAAGCAACACAUCUCUACAGAGCUCAAAAAAGACAUUGCAUUGGGAAUUUUCGAUGUUGUAGUGACUGAUGGCUCAUGCCCAGAAUCAAUGUUAAAAUGUGCCCAAGCUUUGGACCUUCCAGUGGUUUCUCAAGAAUGGGUUAUCCAGUGCCUGAUCUCCGGGAAACAACUGAAACACAACACACACCCCAAAUACAAACACAAUCAUGUUUCAGACUAAACAGCCACUUUCCCAUUUGAUCUCCCCCCAUCCUUUCUGCUGCACCUUGCAUUGUGCACAUCGUGUUUUAUUGAGGUUUUAGAUAGUUUUAAUGUUUGUGUUUAAUCUAUGUGCAUGUAACUUACUGUACAGAAUUUUACCUGCUGGACUUUUAUGAGAAAAUAAACACUAAAUGUUGGUUUUA